Molecule: messenger RNA, 1116 nt
Organism: Dovyalis caffra
Lineage: Eukaryota; Viridiplantae; Streptophyta; Magnoliopsida; Malpighiales; Salicaceae
Source: the annotation of a GenBank genome assembly
AUGGCUCAAGAAGUUGUUAACCCAGAAGAGCAGGUUGUUCUUGGAGAAGAGAUAGAUCAUGUUAGGCUGAUCACGUUGAACCGGCCUCGUCAAUUGAAUGUUAUUUCAUCAAAAGUGGUUUCUCUGCUAGCAUAUUUCUUAGAGAAAUGGGAGAAAGAUGAUAACGCCAAGCUUAUACUAAUCAAGUCAAGUGCUAUGGGUCAAUUCUCCAGCUUUGUGAGUGAUGAGAGGGGGAACCCCACUGAGGGUGGGACAAUCAAGGGUGCUGGUAGAGCAUUUUCAGCUGGUGGGGAUCUAAGAAUGUUCUAUGAUGGAAGGACAUCAAAGGAUUCUUGUCUUGAAGUGGUUUACAGAAUGUACUGGCUUUGCUAUCACAUCCAUACGUAUAAGAAAACCCAGGUUGCUCUUGUCCAUGGAAUUUCAAUGGGAGGUGGUGCAUCAUUGAUGGUCCCGAUGAAGUUUUCAGUUGUCACAGAGAAAACUGUGGGGGAAUUCCUAGCCUUAACAGGUGCAAGGCUGAGUGGUAAGGAGUUGGUUGCUGUUGGAAUGGCAACGCAUUUUGUCCCUUCUGAGAAACUGCCUGAACUAGAGAAGCGUCUGAUAAGCUUGAAGUCUGGUGACGAGAUUGCAGUGAAAUCUGCAAUCGAAGAAUUUUCUGUGGCUGUACAGCUUGAUGAAGACAGUAUUUUAAACAAGCUGUCGAUUAUUGAUGAGUGCUUUUGCAAGGAUACUGUGAUAGAUAUCUUCAAAUCAUUUGAAUUUGAGGCAAGCAAGGAAGGAAGUGAAUGGAUAGGUGCAAUACUGAAAGGGUUGAAAAGAUCAUCUCCUACUGGAUUGAAAAUUACACUCAGAUCGAUUCGUGAAGGAAGGAAGCAGACACUGGCUGAAUGUCUCAAGAAGGAAUUCAGACUAACAAUGAACAUACUCCGCACCACCAUAUCUACAGAUGUCUAUGAGGGUAUUAGGUCUCUCACCAUUGACAAGGAUAAUGCCCCAAAGUGGGAUCCACCAACUGGUGACAAAGUGGAUGAUUCUAAAGUGGACCUAGUAUUUCAGCCUUUCGAAGAUGAUUUGGAGCUCCAGAUUCCUGAAAACGAAGAACACAGGUCAGUAUGA